Epinephelus fuscoguttatus (brown-marbled grouper) is the source of this 2770-nucleotide messenger RNA. RefSeq names its product zinc finger BED domain-containing protein 4-like. NCBI's taxonomy places the organism in Eukaryota, Metazoa, Chordata, Actinopteri, Perciformes, Serranidae. Bases 742 to 1800 code for a protein of 352 amino acids. The record is from RefSeq and is a predicted model, not a curated record. The transcript is spliced from 2 exons.
AGGAGAAGGAAGCAGAGUGGAAUCAGCCAGAAUGAGGUCGGAAAAUACUGGUAUUACCAUUGAAGAUGCCCUCGCCACUUUCAAAUCGUUUGUUUGGCAGCAUUUUGGGUACCCGGCGGAAAUGAUAAAUGGCAGUGGAGUGACUGAUAAGACACAGACAAUAUGCAAGCACGAUGCAGAGACAUAUACAGCACCACCACAGCUCGGUACUCAAAUCAACAACUGCACCUGUGAAGAAAACACUAACAGGCCAGACAACGCCGACAAACACAUUCGGACCUCAACUUCCACAGUCAAGCACCAGAGCCACAACAAUAACAAGAGACAUAGGUGUUUUCAUCGCAGCAGAUAUGAGGCCAUUUUCUGUGGUAGAAAAUCAAGGAUUUCGGCGACUCAUCCACACACUGGAACCGAAGUACACCAUCCCAUCACGCACACAUUUUACCCGCACAGUGAUCCCGAACCUCUAUGGAGAGUCCAAGAGCAAGGUUGUACAGAUCCUGAAAGACGUAGAAAGCAUCGCCAUAACAACAGACGGUUGGACAUCGAGAGGUACGCAAAGCUACAUCAUAAUUACAGCCCACACAAUCAACAAUGACUGGAAAAUGGAAAGUGUUGUACUACAGACUCGCCCACUUUUCGAGUCCCACACAGGGGCAAACAUAGCUGAGGUUUUACAGACAGCUGUUACUGACUGGGAGCUUAAAAAACCCAACCACAGCAUCGCUAUUGUUACUGACAAUGCACGUCCAUAUUACGUGCAUUGUUACUGACAAUGCAUGUAAUAUGGACGUGACCGUGCGUGAGGCGGGAUUGAAGCCGCACAUUAAGUGUUUUGCGCACACUAUAAAUCUUGCAACCCAAGCUGGCCUCGGUGUUCCCUGCGUCGCUCGUUUGCUCGGGCGGGUGAGAUGUGUGGCUGCUUUUUUUCAUCAGAGUUCAACGGCUACCACGGUGUUAAUGUCCAAGCAGAAACAGCUACAAUUGCCAUCACACAAGUUAAUCAUGGACAUUACAGCGCGAUGGAACAGCACGUUGGAUAUGCUGGCUUGUUACCUCGAGCAGCAAGCUGCCAUAGCAGCAGCUCUCACCAGCCCAGAGAUAAGACAAAACGCCCAAAGCAUUGAUACACUUGACAGCUGCGAUAUCAGAGAUGCUGAAGACUUUGUGAAGCUGCUGCAUCCUUUGAAGACAGCCACCACAGUGUUGUGUGAGGAGAAGAGUCCCACAGUGUCUGUCAUUGUGCCGCUGAAUAGCAUGAUUGAACAGAACAUGACACCAAAUGAUGGAAAUUCCACCACCGUGGCCAACACAAAGACUGCAAUCCUCUCGAAUAUUGCAAACAGAUACAGUGGGGAUACCUUCAACUAUCUGCUGGAGUGCAUGGUACUGGACCCAAGGUUCCGGACUCUAUCUCAGCUAGACCAUGACCAGUGUGAGGCCAUCUUCCUGAGGGUACAGAACAAGGCAGAACAGUUGUUGCAAAAACAGACCAGAGCUGAGGAGAGGGAAGAAGGGGCAGCAGGUGGAGCUCACUGUCCCACACACGGUAGAGAGGAGGCUGUGAGAGAUGAUGAGCCCGAAGUGACAGAACCUGCUCCCAAAAAGACAGCACUUGAGGACCUGUUAGGGAACUCUUUCUCUACUGAGCCAGAGGAGUCCAACAGUUCAAAACAGGCUGAGAAGGAAGUUGAAAACUACAGAAAAGAGGCCUCUAUCCCUCUCAGUGGCUGCGCUCUGAAGUGGUGGCAAGAACACUGCUCCCAAUAUCCUUUGCUGUCUCACCUUGCCAAAGCGUGACUUUCUGUCCCUGCUACCUCCGUUCCAAGUGAGCACAUCUUUUCAACAGCAGGAGACAUAGUUAAUGCGCAAAGAUCUCAACUGCUGCCAGACAAUGUGGACAUGCUAAUAUUCUUAAAAAAGAACAUGGCUGUGUAGUUGCAGCAAGUUGUCAGUGACAUACUUGGUCAGGCUCUGUUUGCACAAAUUGCACUCUGUAUUGACAGAGUAGAACUUUGAUUUGGUUUUGCACAUAGUAUUGUUUGCACUUAAAAAAAGGAGGAAAUAUUUAAUUUUAUUAUUUUUUAUUAUUGUUUUAUUUUAACUUUUAUAAAUUUUAGUUCAAGUUUCAAUUUGUGGAAGAAGUUUAUUAACAGUUAAAAGAACAUGGCUGUGUAGUUGCAGCAUGUUGUUAAUGACAUACUUGGUCAGGCUCUGUUUACACUAUUUGCACUCUGUAUUGACAGAGUAGAACUUUGAUUUGGUUUUGCACAUAAUAUUGUUUGCACCUGAAAAAAAAAGAAAUAAAUAUUUAAUUUUAUUUAUUUUAUUUUAACUUUUAUAAAUUUUAGUUUUAGUUUCAAUUUGUGGAAGAAGAAGUUUAUUAAAAGCUCAUGCUUACAUCAUGCAUGUAAAGAGUUAUAAUAAAACAUUUCAAAAUGCAUGUGCAACUCGAUUAAAUAAAAGUCUGUUGGUCCAGUCAUAUAUUUUGUCAUUGCAGCUUUCUUAAAAUCUCAUCUCGUUCCUGUGAACCCAAUAUCGUGUCUCAUCUCGUCUCGUGAGCUGAGUGUAUCGUCACACCCCUCCUAUUAGUUGUUAAACCAAUUAGAACCAAUUAGAACCAGCGACACACCCGCUGAGGAUAAAACUCUGGUUACUGGCAGCUCUAUUCUGAGAAACGUGAAGUUAGCAAUUUAUCAAAAUAGCUGACGAUUAAUUUAACCCUCUGGUACUGUGUGUGCGUACCUGUGUGUGGUUGUGCACAUGCGUG